Molecule: messenger RNA, 1398 nt
Organism: Sphenostylis stenocarpa
Lineage: Eukaryota; Viridiplantae; Streptophyta; Magnoliopsida; Fabales; Fabaceae
Source: the annotation of a GenBank genome assembly
AUGAGUCGUUUCAUAUCCUUUAUUGGUGUUGCGGGAGUGGUGUUGAAGCUACGAAGAGGGUGGCCAGAAGCUAAAAUGGCACAUUUGCAAGAAGUGGAUCGAAGCAAGGGUGAAUUCAUCCGUUUGGAGCGCGAAUCUGUCAUUCCAAUUCUGAAGCCUAAGCUCAUAAUGACACUGGCCAAUCUUAUUGGUACUGCUUUUUGUUCGCACUUUGUUGUGUGCUCUGAUUGUGUUGUGGUUGUCCUUGGAAUUGAGAAACAUAGUUCUGACCGGGCUGAGUUUUUGAAGCUUUCCAAGAGAAUAGAGUACACAAUUCGAGCUUGCUUAUUUCCUUUCCGUCUCCAGCAACUUUACUCCCUCUUUGACCCUGUACACGGGGCACAAAAGUUGGAACAACAGAAGUUAUCUCUCGAAGAAAUUGAUGUGCUUGAACAGAAUUUCUUGACAUACCUUUUUCAGGUAAUGGAAAAGAGCAACUUCAAGAUAGUGACUGAUGAUGAGAUUGAUGUUGCACAUUCAGGCCAAUAUCUUCUAAAUCUUCCGAUUAUUGUUGAUGAGUCUAAGCUUGACAAGACACUUCUGAAGAAAUAUUUUGAAGAGCAUCAUCAUGAUGAACUUCCAGAUUUUUCUGAUAAGUAUGUUAUCUUUCGGCGUGGCAUUGGAAUUGAUCGAACAAAUGACUACUUUGUCAUGGAGAAAGUGGACAUGCUUAUUGGACGUUUUUGGGCAUAUCUGUUGAGGAUAACCAGUUUGGAAAAGCUUUUAUCCAGAAGAUCAAGAAGGCGAAACAAGAAAGAUCCAAAGGACAAUGAAAUUAACUCUGAAGUAGAUGGGCAGGACCUCUAUGUUGAGCGGAUACGUCUUGAAAAUAUGCAGCUAAGUUGCCGUAAUUUGCUGGGCAAGACCUUAAUCCAAGAACCGACAUUUGAUAGGAUUAUUGUUGUCUACAGGAGAGCCGGAACCAAAUCAAAAGAGGAACGAGGAAUAUUUGUGAAGCAUUUCAAAAACAUUCCGAUGGCUGAUAUGGAAAUAGUUCUUCCAGAAAAGAAAAACCCUGGAUUAACUCCAAUGGAUUGGGUCAAGUUUCUUGGAUCAGCUAUAGUUGGGCUGGUUGCUGUAGUAAGUUCACUAGAAAUGCCUUCAGCUGAUUGGUGGGUCAUCAUCGCCGUUCUCUCCACAGUUAUUGGUUAUUGUGCUAAGACAUACUUCACAUUCCAACAAAAUAUGGCUCAAUACCAAAAUUUGAUUACGCAGUCAAUGUAUGACAAACAACUUGACAGUGGAAAGGGUACACUUCUUCAUUUAUGUGAUGAUGUCAUUCAACAGGAAGUAAGUCCCAGCUUGAUACAUUGCAUUUUUAUUGUUUUCCAAAUUAAGUCUAGUAUUGAUAAUUGUUAG